Molecule: messenger RNA, 699 nt
Organism: Colletes gigas
Lineage: Eukaryota; Metazoa; Arthropoda; Insecta; Hymenoptera; Colletidae
Exons: 8
Coding region: 1-573 (190 amino acids)
Source: RefSeq, a predicted model, not a curated record
AUGUGGUUUGUACUGCUGGCUGUUUACAGCUUUGAAAUAUUCUGUAUUUUUGUAUUUGUCGUGUACUGCGUCGUCACGUUUCUUAUGAUAAUGUACCAAACUCGAACGGAGGAAUUAAGAAAAUGCAUCGCACCUGACAGCAAAAACUUAGAAGCCGAACUCCCAGUUGAAGUCCGUGAAAUCGUGGACGAUAAUUUAGAAGUGUUAACGGAAAAGCUUACAGAAAAAGAACGUGUAUUACAGCAAUCGCAUUACGAAAUAAAAAGUGCGGAGAAAGUUUUGUCAGAUUUAGAGCAAAAGACGUCGUCAUGUCGUGACCGAUACAAAUCGUUGAUGUCGGACUUGAAAAAGGAUGUUCGAAAAACGGAGGAAGAGGUAAAAACGUUGCAAAAUCAAAUUUCGAGUUUGUCGGUUCGACGAGAGGUUUUUAGGAACGAAGCGUUGAAGCAACAAGAAGAUUAUCAAAAAAUGUUAAACAAUUUUACCAAGGAGUUAGAACACAAAAAAGCUUUAUUUUCCCCGAGCAGUGGAAAGUCAAGACAACCACGUGUGAGUUGUCUCGCUUUAAAAUGAAAAAUUUCACCGCAUUCUUGGAUGUACAUAAUAGUGAUUUUUCGAUAACUGUUCGCAGUAUUGUUUCUCGUAUUAAAAGGCAAAAACUGAAAACGAGUAAUUAAAAAGACGCGAUUGUACGUUGUU